Mesoplodon densirostris (Blainville's beaked whale) is the source of this 381-nucleotide messenger RNA. RefSeq names its product histone H2B type 1-B-like. The coding region runs from base 1 to 381 and encodes 126 amino acids. NCBI's taxonomy places the organism in Eukaryota, Metazoa, Chordata, Mammalia, Artiodactyla, Ziphiidae. The transcript has a single exon. Gene Ontology annotation, molecular function: protein heterodimerization activity; structural constituent of chromatin; DNA binding. Gene Ontology annotation, cellular component: nucleosome. The record is from RefSeq and is a predicted model, not a curated record.
AUGCCAGAGCCAUCUAAAUCUGCUCCAGCCCCUAAAAAGGGUUCUAAGAAGACCAUCACUAAGGCGCAGAAGAAAGACGGGAAGAAACGCAAGCGUAGUCGUAAAGAGAGCUAUUCCAUUUACGUAUACAAAGUUUUGAAGCAGGUCCACCCAGACACCGGUAUCUCAUCCAAGGCCAUGGGUAUCAUGAACUCGUUCGUCAACGACAUCUUUGAGCGCAUCGCGGGUGAGGCGUCGCGCUUGGCGCAUUACAACAAGCGCUCCACGAUCACAUCUAGGGAGAUCCAGACGGCUGUGCGCCUACUGCUCCCUGGGGAGCUGGCCAAGCAUGCUGUUUCCGAGGGCACCAAGGCCGUUACCAAGUACACCAGCUCCAAGUAA